AUGAGCUUGGAGCGCAUAUCCAUCAAAGAGUUUUCCAGAAGCUGUUCUGCGCGGCUUUGCGGCGCUUGUUCCUCAUGCUUUUCAUGCGCAGGCAGGGGAAGCGCCAAGCGACGGAAGCUGGAGGAGAACGCGAAGCUCGAGAAGUGGCUGGCGGAGAAUGGCGUGUGGGUUUCGGAGGAUGCGGACUGGGGCCGACCUGCGGCGGGUGUGUCGAUGGCGGUGGAGACGCGCGAGCAAACUGAGAACGAAGUUUCAGGGCGUGGGCUGGUUGCGCGCAGGGACAUCGAGAAUUACGAGGAAUUGGCACGUGUCCCGUACAAGCUCCUCCUCACCAAGGAGAAGGCGAAAACGCUCUUUGGGGAGGAAUGCAUCGGCACCAACAUGAGCGAAUAUGCUGCAAUUGCUCUGCAGCUCGUGCACGAACGUUUCGUGCAGAAGGAGGAUUCUUUCUGGAAUCCCUACAUUGGCGUGCUGCCUUCUACCGAUGAGGUGGGAGCCGCCUUUGCUUGGAAUGAGGAGGAGCUGGACACGUUGCUUGCUGGGAGCCCUUUGAGGAACAUGUCCUACUAUUUGAAGGAUCAAAUCAAGAAGGAGUUUGAACACAUCCAGGAGACAGUCAUGCGAAAAUUCCCAGAUAUGUUUCCAGAAGAUGCAUUCAUCUUCGAAAAUUAUGUUUGGGCAUAUUCCGUUCUGUUCAGCCGCGCCGUGCGGCUCGACUUCCCCGAUGAUUUGGACGCCGACGACAUCGUGGCGCUGGUGCCCUACAUCGAUCUCAUCAACCACAACCCCAACUCGGAGUCUAGGAUUCGCGGGGUCGCAGAUGGGCCAAGUAUUCCUGGUAUCUCCACGCCGGAUCGCGGUGUCGUGGUGAGAUCGGACAGAUACUACAACAAGUAUGAACAGAUUUACAUCUCCUAUGGCCGGAAAUCGAACGCUCAGCUUCUGAUGCUGUAUGGCUUCAGCAUGGAGAGAAACACCCAGGAUUUUGUCACCUUUUCCACCGGACAAUUGCUGGAAGACAGCCCUUUUGCAGAGGUCAAGAAAAGGAUUUUGGAGGAGCUCGAGGUUCCUCCAGAGGGAGUGUUCCCGCUCUACCGCGAUCGCUUCACGGGCGAGAUGAUGAUGUUCCUCAGGUUAGCCGUUGUUCAGCCUGAAGAUGUGGAUUUAGACGAAGAUGCAGACGAGGUUAAGGUGUACAAGGCUUUGAAGCAACUUGACAUCAAGACUGCCACUGGGGAGGUCAGCGAGCGCCGCGCGCUGAUAUGCCUGCGCGGCGUUGUGCAGGAUUUGCAAGACGCUUAUCCGACAACUCUGCAAGAAGACGAGGCCUUGAUUCGUGAUCGACAGAUGUUUGAGCUCCUCCCGCGCAAUCAGCGGAACGCCCUGCGAGUCAGGUACGGGGAGAAGCUCAUCAUUCGCGCAUCCCUCGCCACAAUCGACCGUAUCCUGAACAACUUGGGCAGGCUGAAGCAGAUGGAAGUCGAAAAAGAGAAGAAGGAGAAAGAGAUGGCAAAAUCGGCCCUGGGGAGACUGAGCGUCUCCUUCGAAUCUCCGUUCAAAGCGCGAAACCUCGAGGAGCUGAUGAAGGAGCUGGACAUUUGA
Effrenium voratum is the source of this 1602-nucleotide messenger RNA. The record is from the annotation of a GenBank genome assembly. NCBI's taxonomy places the organism in Eukaryota, Dinophyceae, Suessiales, Symbiodiniaceae.